ACAACCUUUAACUGUGUGAAAGAAAAGAAAAAAAAAAAAAUUCAAAAUAUAUACCAUGGCUGCUAAACUACUUCUAUUAUUUGCCAUAUGCCGUUUAAUAGUAAUCGUGGGUUUAACCCUAAACCCAAAUGAACUCUUUCACGUGGGGAUUAAAAGUCAGUAUCCACAACUGAUUGUAAAUCCCCACGACAUAGAGUCAGUAUCUACUGACUUUGGUAAAAUGACAUUUACCAAACCCUUGGCCGUUCUGAAUCCAGAAACGACCAACGACAUUUCAAAGCUAGUAAAACUAGCUUACGAAUCACCCCAUGGCUUCGCUGUCUCUGCUAGAGGCCAUGGUCACUCCAUAAAUGGUCAGUCUCAGACAGCGAACGGUGUCGUGAUCAAAAUGACUAGAUCGAGUACAAAUCAUCAUUCCAUGCCCAAGGUUUUCGACAAGUUAAUGUAUGUUGAUGUUUGGGGUGGAGAGCUAUGGAUUGAUGUGCUAAAAUCUACAUUAAAAUAUGGGCUAGCACCAAAAUCAUGGACAGAUUACUUAUAUCUAUCGGUUGGUGGAACACUAUCUAAUGCUGGAAUCAGUGGGCAAGCUUUUAAUCAUGGCCCCCAGAUUAGUAAUGUUCAUGAAUUGGAUGUCGUCACAGGAAAAGGUGACAUAGUAACGUGCUCGAAGGAUACAAAUCCGGACGUGUUUCAUGCUGUACUAGGCGGGUUGGGUCAGUUUGGGAUCAUAACUAGGGCCAGAAUUGCGUUAGAACAUUCACCUCAAAGGGUGAGAUGGAUACGGGUUCUAUAUUCCAACUUUUCGGCUUUUACCCAAGAUCAAGAAUAUCUCAUAUCGUUACAUAAUCAACCAAGGUCUAAAAAGUUUGAUUACAUUGAAGGUUUUGUUAUCGUCGAUGAAGGCCUAAUCAAUAACUGGAGAUCGUCUUUCUUUUCCCCUAAAAAUCCGGUUAAGAUCUCGUCUCUUGGUGCUGGUGGCAAUGUCUUGUAUUGUUUGGAAAUAACAAAGAAUUACUAUGAGGGGUCGAAUUCUGAUACUAUUGAUCAGGAAGUGGAAGCUUUGUUGAAGAAUCUAAACUACAUACCAGCAACAGAGUUCACUACUGACCUUCCUUAUAUGGACUUCUUAGACCGGGUUCACAAGGCGGAAUUGAAACUCCGGUCCAAGGGCUUGUGGGAAGUACCACAUCCAUGGCUUAAUCUCUUUGUACCGAAAUCAAGAAUUAGCGAUUUUGAUAAAGGAGUGUUUAAGGGAAUUUUGGGUAACAAGACUAGUGGACCUAUCCUCAUCUAUCCCAUGAACAAAAACAAGUGGGAUGAGAAAUCGUCGGUGGUGACGCCAGACGAGGAUGUGUUUUAUUUAGUGGCGCUGCUUCGUUCUGCUUUGGAUAACGGUGAAGAAACGCUAACGUUAAAGCAUUUAAGUAAUGAGAAUCGCAAGAUUUUGAAGUUUUGUAAAGAGGCGAAAAUUGAAGUAAAACAAUACUUGCCACAUUACACAACACAAAAGGAAUGGAUGGACCAUUAUGGUGAUAAAUGGCCCAAAAUUUAUCAAAGGAAAAUGGAGUUUGACCCCAAGCUUAUUUUAGCCACGGGUCAAAGAAUAUUCGACCCUAAUUUUGCUCCCAAUGCAAUGUCAUGGUGAAAAAAAAGAAAAGAGAAAUAAUAGUCUAGUAAUAGUAACUAACCUCUCAUGUACAUAAGGGGGUAGUGCAACAUUAUUAUAGAGGAAAUUUAACAAGUUUUUCAGCUAUGUUGGUUGUUUAGAAUGAUAGUUUUGUUCACGAUUUUUUGAUCGGGUUAGUUUUGCACCUUGUGGUUUAUAAAUAGUGAUGCGUCAUGGCACGACAAGAUUUUUCAUA
Molecule: messenger RNA, 1862 nt
Organism: Erigeron canadensis
Lineage: Eukaryota; Viridiplantae; Streptophyta; Magnoliopsida; Asterales; Asteraceae
Product: cytokinin dehydrogenase 5-like
Exons: 5
Coding region: 56-1645 (529 amino acids)
Biological process (GO): cytokinin metabolic process
Molecular function (GO): FAD binding; cytokinin dehydrogenase activity
Source: RefSeq, a predicted model, not a curated record